Molecule: messenger RNA, 1113 nt
Organism: Gryllus bimaculatus (two-spotted cricket)
Lineage: Eukaryota; Metazoa; Arthropoda; Insecta; Orthoptera; Gryllidae
Source: the annotation of a GenBank genome assembly
AUGACUGGCACUUUCGUGGCGUCUCUUGGCCGGCAAGGAGUGUGGUUCACGGGAUGUGCUAUUCCUGAGAGGCUGGAGCGCGCGCGUGAGACGCCGUGCCCCGUGCUGGGCGAGUACACGGGCGUGAUCCCCGACGCGCAGGGCCUGUGCGCGCGCCUGGCGUCCGACUGCGCCUCGCCCGAGGCCAUGUUCUACGCCGUCUCCGAGUGCACGCAGGCCGAGGUCUACGAAGGAUCUCCCAUCCGUACUUGGCCAGUGUGCCGCGGCCGACAGUGUUCUCACGUUUUUCCCACCGCUUGCCACAAGCUCACUGCAUGCGCACCCUUUCUCCCUUGGGACGUCAGGACGUCAUUGCCAGCUGCUAAUGAGAAUGUCAGUGAAAUGAAGUCAAUUGUUUGGCUUUGGCUGGAUUGUGAGCCGCUGAGGCUGACGGAGGCGUGGUGUUGCAGCGCCGCCGCGUGGGCCGGGCGCUGGUCCCGGAGGGGCGCCGGCGGCGGGGCCUCGUCCCCUGCCGACCCCCGCCGCGCUGUUGCUGCCGCUGCUGCUGCUGCUGCUGCCGCCGCCGUCGCUGCUGCUGUCGCCCUUCAGGGCGCUGGGGCUGGCGUCGCCCCGCGCGCUCUGAACCCUGGCCGAGGCCGGAGCGCUGGGUCGUUCCUCCUUCUCCUUCUCCGCCGCCGCCGCCGCCGGCGACAGCAGCUGCUGCAGUCCGCGAACCAAAGCGAAGACGGUUGUGAUUCUCCUUGGAGUGACGCGCGCCGUUUCGUCGGCUGUGGCACGUCGCUACACGUCAGAGAUUUCUAUAAUGAAACCAUGGGAAAAGUUAGUAUGCAGGCAGCGAAACUUGAAGGACUUGCAGCAUCUGCAGCACGAACGCUGCUGAGGGCAUCUGAACUGGAUGAGGUGUCUGGUGCUGAAGCAGAGGUUGAAGCUGGGCAAGACACGCUGCCUUCCUCUGGUGUGGUAAGAACAGGCUCCAUUGUGGGCGAUGGAGAGGGCAAGCUGGCUUCUGAUACCAGACUGCCAGCUUUAGAAGAAGAGUAUACACGGAAUUCCCUAGAGAAAGCAGAAAUGACAGGGGUCUUGAUUAAACAAUUAUCAGAAGAAACUUAUUAG